This is a messenger RNA of Podarcis lilfordi (Lilford's wall lizard), 23430 nucleotides long. NCBI's taxonomy places the organism in Eukaryota, Metazoa, Chordata, Lepidosauria, Squamata, Lacertidae. The record is from the annotation of a GenBank genome assembly.
CCAGGAGCAUAGACACUAUUUGUUCUCUCGAUCUGCAUUUUAUCGAGUGGCAGCAAAGGAACCGGUGAAGGGUCAGGUCUCACACUGGGAAACUCCUGCUGAUGAAAGCGUAGCAGGCAAUGCAAGUUGGGAGAGGCCCCCCUCCCUCUGUGUAAGGCAAUAAGCCUCAUGACGGGUCAGCUUUUGGUUCACCUGCUUGACACCUGCCUGAUGUUGGGGUCAAGGGGACUCUUGGGCCAGGAGCUGGGAAGGAAAGAACUUUUAGGAGGUACAAGGCUCACCUGUUCCAUCCACAAACAACAGCUAGGCAUUCAUUGGCAUCUAAUCGGUAGUUCAGCCCAAACAGGAAGGUAUUUAGAGGUUUUUUAGAGGAUGCUCCCCAAUUUACACGAUUUCACUUACGCACUUGGGGGCCCAGAACAAAAACCCUGCAUAAGUGUGGGGGGGUGCUUGUAUAUCUCACAGAAGCUGAAAUGUGAACUGCUGUUGAUGAGAAGAGCCCAGCCGGAUCAGAACAAGGCCUUUCUAGUCCAGCACUAGACGUGGGUGGUGCUGUGGUCUAAACCACUGAACCUCUUGGACUCGCCGAUUGGAAGGCUGGCGGUUCGAAUCCCCGCGAUGGGGUGAGCUCCCGUUGCUCUAUCCCAGCUUCUGCCGACCUAGCAGUUUGAAAGCACACUAAUGCAAGUAGAUGCAUAGGUAUCACUGCGGCAGGAAGGUAAAUGGCGUUUCUGUGCACUCUGGCUUCUCUCAUGAUGUUCUGUUGCACCAGAAGCGGUUUAGUCAUGCUGGUCACAUGACCCAGAAAGCUGUCUGCGGACAAACGGCAGCUCCCUCGGCCUGAAAGCGAGAUGAGCACCGCAACCCCGUGGUCGCCUUUGACUGGACUUGACCAUCCAGGGGUCCUUUACCUUUUUUACCUUACCUUAGUCCAGCAUUCUGUUUUCACACAGUGGCCAACCAGAAACCCUUGACAGGCCCACCAAGUUCUGGGAUUGCUCGUUGAUAAAUAUGGUUUACAAGUAUUAAAAGGCCUACCGUUCCUGAUCCUGAUUUAUUAAUAUGCUGCUUUUCCACCAAAAAAUAAUGCAAGGAAUGUUCUGAGCAGGGAGCAGGAAUCCUGUCUCUGCUCAAAUGUAUGGGGCAAGAAUGUUAGUGUAUAGCAGAGGCAGGGGGUGUUCCUAGCCUGCUGAAAGGAAGACCCUGCCUGAGGGAGUUCCCAUGUCCCCCCACUUCCCUGGAGUCUCUCCAGGAAGGGGGUCAGAAAUUCUGAUGGUGAAGAAAGCUUGAUUCUCCCCAGGUCCACAACUCAUGCAGAAUGCAGUUGGUCCCUUACCUUUCCCGCCCCGACCUGGCCACAGUGAUCCAUGCGACGGUCACCUCCAGGCUUGACUACUGUAAUUCGCUCUACGCGGGGCUGCCCUUGAAGCUGUCCCAGAAACUCCAGCGGGUGCAGAAUGCUGCAGCGAGGCUCCUCACGGGGUCUCUGCCAUGGGAGCAUAUUCACCCAGUGCUUUUCCAGCUGCACUGGCUCCCGGGGGAGUACAGGGUCAGAUUUAAGGUGCUGGUUUUGACCUUUAAAGUCCUUUACGACCUAGGACCCUCGUACCUAUGGGACCGCCUCUCCUGGUAUGCCCCACGGAGGACCUUAAGGUCCAUAAAUAGCAACACCCUAGAGGUCUCGGGCCCUAAGGAAGUCAGAUUAGCCUCAACCAGAGCCAGGGCCUUUUCAACACUGGCUCCGGCCUGGUGGAACGCUCUGUCUCAUGAGACCAGGGCCCUGCGGGAUCUGAUUUCUUUCCUCAGGGCCUGUAAGACAGAGUUGUUCCACCUGGCCUUUGGCUUGGAGUCAAUUUGAUUCCCUCCCCCUCUUUCUUUUUUCCUUUCUCCUCCUGUGAUGAGGCUGCAUUUUAAUGUUUUAAUGUUGUAUUUUAAUCUUGUUUUUAAGUUGUAUUCAUUCAACUUGUUUUUAUUAUUGGUUGUUAGCCGCCCUGAGCCCGGCCUUGGCUGGGGAGGGCGGGGUAUAAAUAAAAUUAUUAUUAUUAUUAUUAUUAUUAUUAUUAUUAUUAUUAUUGAGAGUUGGGCAGGAACUCCAUUGCGGGGAAGAACAGAAAAACACAGGGGCUGCUUUGGUGGAUCGGGUCAAGGUCCUGGAUAGGCAUGCAAGUGCCAACAGGAGUCAUACGGAUGCCUUCCGAAAGCCCCAAAACAAGGGCAUGAACCUUCCCUGUCAAUACAGCGUCUGGAAAGGAAAAAACUGUAUCCUGCCACAGUGCAUGGAGGUUUGUUCAGCUUUCCUUGCUAAUAGCCACCAAUAGGCUGAGAUUCCUGCAUGAAUCUCUCUGUUCCUAAGAAUGUCCCUUGCACGUGGUUAAUAUUCAAUGCCAUUGCACAACUGCCUGUGCUUUGUUGUGCAUAUUUCGGGGAGGAGUGGCCCCAGGGCUGUGCAUUUUCUUGGCAACUCUUUUUGCAAUUGUGCGGCAGGGCUGUGUCCUCCCCGCAGAUUAGCUUGGGGCGUGUAAUUGGCUCAGUGGCUGAGCAUAAAGCCCAGGGAAAGCACCUCCUGCUGGGACAGACUACCAGGGGUCCAGGGCUCCGGCCAGGCAGAAUCCGAAGAGUGUGUGUCAGUGGCAGGUAAGAGAAGCCCUAUGCCUCUGAGAUACAGGGUGCGGGCAUCACUCUGCAGGUUGGAAGAGGAUAAUGGAAAGGGCAGUCCUUAGGCAGACAGUAAACAAUUAGUUAAUCCACUGGGUCAUGAGAAGAGAGUGGAAAGAGAUGGGGGUGGGGACUGAUUAGGGUAUGGGUAGGCAAACUAAGGCCUUUGGGCAGGAUGCGGCCCAAUCGCUUUCUCAAUCCAGCCCACGGACAGUCCAGGAAUCAGCGUGUUUUUACAUGAGUAGAAUGUGUCCUUUUAUUUAAAAUGCAUCUCUGGGUUAUUUGUGGGGCAUAGGAAUUCGUUCAUGUUUUCCCCAAAAAAAUAUCGUCCAGCCCCCCACAAGGUCUGAGGGACAGUGGACUGGCCCUCUGCUGAAGAAGUUUGCUGACCCCUGGAUUAGGGGCUCAUAUGGUCAGACUCUGGCGUAGCAAGGGCUGCAAUGUCCUAAGAUUGAGCCCUGGUCAUUAUUGGACUGAAAUAAUUUUUUCCUUCACAGGGGUGGGAUAAAUAAAUCCCUUCCCCUUUCACGUUCCUGGAAUAUAGCUCCUGCUUUGCUUUUCAUGAAUGCACUCCCCCCGCCCCCACUCCAAGGCAGAUGGUUGUACAAAACAUUUCAGGGUGUGAUCCUGCUUGUUCAUAUAAUAUCCAUCCCAAAACAGCAGGGGAAGGGUUUGGGAGGGUCUCUGGAAGCUGCAUGUUAAUAUCCUUCAUGGCUGCAUUUUUCUGUACAGGGCUCCCAAUUUUUGUCUAUUGGAAGAGGUAGUUAUUCCUGCCACCCGUUGUUGGGGAAGGAAUCAAAUUCCCUGCUACCAGAAGCACUACCUAGGGAAGGAAUAGGUGCUUAGUUGGACUCUGGCCUGCGUUUCAGAUCACCUGUAUAAAAAUCAGGAGGGGUUUUUUUUUCUCCAGCCAGGAUUUUCAGGUCCGUGUCCCAGCAGGUUUCUUUCAUCCUGGCAUUUUCACUGGGAAACCUCUGCAUUUUACCUCUGAAUCGGAGCAAACGGCAAUCCUUGGGAAGCCUGACUGCCAUUUGCUCCAAUUCAGUGGUCAAACGUGGGUUUUCCUGCUCGGACAUGGAUCUGGAAAUCCUGGACUUGUGCCUAAAAACAUGGCAUGAAAGGAAGUGUGGAAGAGCCCCAGGUGCGAGGGAAGGAGCCAGGGAAGGGCAUAGAAGAGUGCAGAAAAUAUUUGGCCCUGUGCUAACCCCCUUCUCCACUGGCUCAGGGGUUAGCACAGGGGGAUCAGCAAACUUUUUCAGCAGGGGGCCGGUCCACUGUCCCUCAGACCUUGUGGAGGGCCGGACUAUAUUUUUGCAGGGGAAAUGAACAAAUUCCUAUGCCCCACAAAUAAUGCAUUUUAAAUAAAAGCACACAUUCUACUCAUGUAAAAACACGCUGAUUCCCGGACAGUCUGUGGGCCAGAUUUAGAAGGCAAUUGGGCCGGAUCAGGCCUCCGGGCCUUAGGUUGCCUACCCAUGGGUUAGCAGGUAAGAGAUGGAGGAGGAGGUAAGGAAGCUGCAGAGAAACCCAACUCCAGCGCCCUUUGGCACCCUUUGAUUCCAUUGCCAGGAGGGGGAGCCAUCACCUCAAUGUUUCUUGAGAUCAGGCCAUGGGUGUAGUGGGAACCGGCACAAAAGAGAUGAAUGCUUUUGUUCAAGGUUUCUGUUCUGUUUUAUUUUUUACAAAAAAAGAGCCACACCCUGGCCUGGAUGAGCACCGAAACUCUGCCACUGCCUCCCCCAGCUGCUGGGUUGUGCCACAGAGACCAGGAGAACUCCAGGGUGGAUGCAUUCAGGGACAUGGUGGAAAGUGGGACUAUGGCUGAAAAUGUCCCCAUAGCCACCCCACCCGACGACUCCUUGGUCCCCUCGCUCGAUGUUGCCACUGGCUCCCUUGCCAAAGACAAUGUGCUGCAGGAACCGUCCACCUCAGGACAGGAGGGCAACCAUUUUGAGAGGGGCCCCCCAUCUCCAGUCAAGCCUCCAGAGGGGACUGAAAUGGCAGAGAUCUCCACGUCACCAGACCAAGGGCAGGAUGACAACUAUUCCACUCACCAGGACAAGACACCAAGUCCCUCCCCAGAGCAACCGAAUGCUGAGGAUGCUGGAAGCCUGUUGGCCCAAGGGGGACAUGGCAGCCAAUCUGUGUGUUGUGACAAGAUGCCGGGUGCCCAGUGUCCUACUGGGACCUUGGAACAGCAGGUGCAAGGGGAGGAGGCCGGUCUGAAUCACUGCCAUGAGAAGAACGGAGCUGGGCCCACUGACUCCUUGAAGCAGUUGGGGCAUGGCCAAGAAGAAAAAGGAACUCUUCUUCUUCAUUGUGUGGAGACCUCAGGUGUUUCUUCGGACCAACAGAACUCCACCAGGACCUCAAAUCAGCUGGACGUAUGGGAGGAGAGUGGCAUUGUGGGUAGUCACAGCCAGGAUCCUGCUUCAGAAUCUCUAGAGGAACCUGAACUUGCCACCGCUGCAUCCUCUGAGCCAACCAGCAUCUCGCUUCCGGGGACCAAUUCCCCAAAGCAGUCAUGGGAGGGAGAUUGUUUGGUCUUUCCCAGCCACCAUCCUAGCUCCGCUCCCUGUGCUGAGCAUCAGGAGACGUUUGACAUUGCCAGCGUUGAUCAAGACGUAAAACCAGGCUGCUCGGAAACGGUAGAGGCUGGCAAGGAGGAACGCACGCCCAGGGAGCUGGGUGAUCAGUCCCAAGCUGCAGAGGAAUAUCUGGGUAACCUGAAUGGGCAGUUAUUUGGGGAGGGCUCGGUAGAUCACUCCCAAACAACGGAGAAGCAAGAUGCCGAAGAUGCUGAACGCACCCCUGCCGGACUUUCACUGGCAUUGAUAGACUCUCAGCCAGAUGUUGGCACCUAUUGCCAGCAGAGGGCAGCAGGCACAGAUGGCGACACUCCCCUGCAGGCAGCGCCAAGGCAGUCUCCUGUGGCAACCGGUGACUCCUCUGGACCUGCCCACUGGGGCCUGGCUCCUGACUGUGGCAGGCAAGAGAGGGAAGGACUGGCUUCUGAGGAAUCGAGCGGAGCCGGCAACGACAGCCAAGCCCAGGGUGAGGCUGGAGCCAAGGCUGCGCUGGAAUCUGAGAAGGGAGAGGAGGCGUCCAGCAGCGCUGGGCCCGGGGAAGCCACCUGCGUGCCGGAGAGUGCAAAGGACCUAGCCGGUGCCAAAGAUCCAGCCGGAGAAUCACCUGGCUUGGAAAGCCCGACUGGCACAAGGGAUCCAGCUGGUCCCCAAGACCAAGCUGGGACCAUGGUGCUAGCUAGCGCUGAAGAUCCACUUGGGGCCAGGGACAGAGCAGGCUCUCAAGAUUUGUCCAGCACCACAUGCCCAGUUGCUGUUUCGGAGCACGACACUUCCAGUCCGAAACCUGGAGACCAGUCGCUACUUGGUGCCAGGGACCCUGCCAGCGCAGAAGACCUGGUGAGCCCUGCAGACCCGGUCUGUGCCACAUCCACGCCCAGCAGGCCCUCUGGGACGGGCGGCAUGGACUGGACGGGAAACACCGCGGAGCAUACAGAGGCCCUGCACCCUGCCACCGAGACCCCGAUCGAGCGAGAGAUCCGUCUCCACCAGGAACGCGAAGAGCACCUGCGGCGGCAAAGGGGCCUGGCUAGCCCCUGGGGCACUCAGGAGUAUGUGGAGGUGCGCAUCAGGCCUAUCCUGAACCAGAACGUGGGGCCCCCCAUGCUGCCCAAAGAGAAGGAGCGCCAGUGGGCCGGGGUUCAAAUGCAGAGGGAGAUCCAGAGGGAAUGUCAACGUGAAGAGGACCUGGUCCAGCUGGGGAAGGUCAGGGGGGCCUACGACCGUGGCACCCCGCAAGAGAUGCAGGAGAAGAUGAUGAUUUUUGAACAGCAACCCAGCCCAGAACCUCCGGCCCCCAGGAAGAUGCUGUGCAGCAGCCCCAGAGGGGCGAGGGGUCUCUCCUUUGCGGAGGCCAACAGCACCGCCAACAUGGUCAUCGUGGACUCUGGCGCUCUGCUGCGAGCCCAACGGCCGCUGGCCGAGAGAACCCCUGCCUCGGCCAACCCCUUCUUCUGCUUGCGUGCCAAAAGCCCCCAGUCUCUGCUGGAGCAGGAGGUCCAAGAAGCUCAGGAACGAGAGCGGGAGUUGCAGAGGCAGAGGCACAACCUGUACGGCUCAGCGUUGCCCUGCCAGGCUGCAGAGGCCUCAGCUCAGGAUGAGGAGACCCCCAGCCAGCCAGGUAAGGGGCAAGGUGCGAUGAGCGAGUGUGGGGAAGAGGGAGAAUGGGGGUCACCCGCUGGGACUGAAGGGCCAUUCAUUCAGGACUGGGAAAAGGAAGCGCUUCUUCGCACAACACAUAAUUGACGCAUGGGCUUGGUUUACCGUAAGAUGUAUUCGUAGCCGUUGGAUUAGUUGGCCUUAGAAUGAAACAGGCAAACACACGGAGGAAAGCUCAAUGGAGCCUCCAGUUUCAGAGGCAGCGCACUGCGGAACACCAGUUGCAAGGUUAGAUUUCAGACCACAGGGAAGGGCUGUUGCUGUAAUGGCCUCCUUGCUGGACUUCCCAGAGGCAUCUUACUGGCCAUUGUUGGAAACAGAACGCUGGGCCAGAGGAAGCCUCUUGGUUACUUUUACGUACAGUGGUACCUCGGGUUAAGUACUUAAUUCGUUCCGGAGGUCCGUUCUUAACCUGAAACUGUUCUUAACCUGAGGCACCACUUUAGCUAAUGGGGCCUCCUGCUGCCGCCGCGCCGCCAGAGCACAAUUUCUGUUCUCAUCCUGAAGCAAAGUUCUUAACCUGAGGUACUAUUUUUGGGUUAGCGGAGUCUGUAACCUGAAGCGUAUGUAACCUGAAGCGUAUGUAACCCGAGGUACCACUGUACUUGUGAUAGCUAAGUGGGAUUCUUACAUUCAGAUUUGGCAUUGUAUUCAAAUCUGAAUGUAGAAUUCCUACUUGACUAUCCUGAGUCCCUGUCGGGGAAAAGGCAGCAUAUGAAUAAAUAUAUAAUGGUAAUAAUAAGUACAUAAAAGGGACCAAGGGAGUCCUCUUGUAUUCGUUUCCAUAUUUACUGCAUAUGCAUCCAACUGUUCCGCAAAGGAGCCUGAGGCAGAGCUCUCCCCAUUCUAUGUUAUCCUUACAAGCAGGUGAGGCUGAGAGACGGCGACUGGCCCAAGGACGCCAGGUGAGCUGCAUGGCUUAGUGGGGAUGCGAAGCUUGGCCUCGCAGGCUCAAUAUUCUAACCACUGCACCAUGCUGCUGGGACAAGCGGCAGGAUCAUUACCUUUUCAUGCCCUGCUUGUGGGCUUCAGAAAGCACCUUGCUGGCCACUGUCAGAACCAGGCGGUUCCAUUAGGUGGACCUUUGGUGAAGUACACCAGAGCUCUUCUUACGAUCGGUGAUUUUAGGAGUAGCUCUGUAGAAAGGCAAAGAAUGCUAUGGGAUCUUAAAAGACUGGCUCCUUUCUUGUGUGGCAUCAGUUUUCACAAGCAAGGUGGGUUUUCUUUUUCCUGUCUGGUGCCAAAAGGUGAACUAAGAAGGCUGUAUGCAUAUACAAAUGCAGGGCUUGCGUAAACAACAGAAGCUGUUGCUUGGAACAGUAAUAUUUCUGGAGUGAAGCAUAUGGUCUAGAAACUUGCUAUUUGCUUUUGAAAGCUGACGUUCUUGGUUUUCUAGUAACAUGCCUUGCCACAGAACUCCCACGAAAGUCCUGUUUUGUAGGACAGAGCUUUCCAAACUGUGUUGCGACAUGUUAGUGUGCCGGCUGCAAUGUGCAGGUGUGUCGUGUGAACACGCCCCCACGCUCCUCCCGGGGCUGGAAAGGGGUUAUUUGAAGCUCCGGUUUGCUAGUAAAACUGAAUUACUGUGUCACGAAAGGAUGCAUGUCUGAAAAGUGUGUCGCCAAUACGAAAAGUUUGGAAAGCUCUGCUGUAAGGAAUAAAUAUCACUUCUAAGGACCAGCUCCAACAUUAGGCAGAGUGAAGCAGUGGACUCAGGCAACUAAAACUGAGUAUCAAGAGAAGGCAGGGAAUUGUUAUUUAAUGUUAUUGUACUUUUACUGCUAAGGAGGAAGAGAGGCACUGGUGGUGUUUUCUGCCUCAGGUGCCAAAAUAACUUGACUCCCCUCCCCGUCCUCCACCAUAUCAUAGACCUUGCAGCAGCUCCACCUCAGGCAAAAAUUGCCUUAGUCCAGGAUUCUCACUUGCAAAAUCAUUAAGAUGCAAAGGGAUCAUGAAAACCACCACCCUUUCAGAUCACACCUGCACGGGCCUUCUGACUCACAUCCUGGCUCCAUAGCAGCAGGACCCAACAAUCAAAGGAUUGUGGCAUCUAACACAACAUUGAGCAUUUCCAUUGAAUCCGGGCGCACUUACAGCCCUGACCUCUGGCGUGGUUUACAAACUGAAGCGCUGGAACUUUCCAAUCAAAUCCCUAUCACUGGGUAACCUUGAGUUUGUUGCUUUGUACUCCGGUUCAUAAAGUGAAUGAAUGUGUGCAACUCAGAUAGUAAAAAAUUCCCCCUUUUUAACUUUUACUUUUACUUAUUCAAUUUAUAUACCACCCUUUAUCCAAAGAUCUCAGGGAGGUGUUCAAGAUUAGAAACGCAUUGCAAAACAUCAGUGACAAAAACAUAAGAAAAAUAUAGUAAAAAACAGACUGACAGACAGCCCAAUAGUAAAAUAAGAAGACCAGUCCUCUCCCCCACAUUUUAACAGGCCAUAGAUUAUUUAAUAGCCUUGUUGUUGUUGUUUAGUCGUUUAGUCGUGUCUGACUCUUUGUGACCCCAUGGACCAGAGCACGCCAGGCACUCCUGCCUUCCACUGCCUCCCGCAGUUUGGUCAAAAGUCCAUGGAGUUUUCUUGGCAGGGAUACUGGAGUGGCUUGCCGGUUCCUGCUCCAGGUGGAUCACGUUUGGUCAAAACUCUCCACUAUGACCUGUCCAUCUUGGGUGGUCCUGCACGGCAUAGCUCAUAGCUUCUCUGAGUUAUUCAAGCCCCUUCACCACAGCAAGGCAGUGAUCCAUGAAGGGGUUUAAUAGCCUUAGGCCUGAGUAAAGAGGAAUGGUUUUGCCUGGCAUCUAAAAACAUGUAAUGAUGGUGCCAGGCGAGCCUCUCUGGAGAGAGCAUUCCACAAUUGGGGAACCACCUCAGAAAAGGUCCGUUCUCUUGUUGACACCCUCCAAACCUCUGGGGUGGGGGAGGCAUACAGAAGGGCCUCAGACUACAAGUGCACAAAAAUACACUGAAAGCAGAGUAUGAAUCUUUCAGGCUCAUAGGACGUCCAGUUUUUCAUCUCCGAUUGUGUUAUUCAGGCUGCUUAUGGCCUGACGCAACCUGUUCUUGAAUGAAGAGAAAAAGAGACUGAGCGUGUGCUCUGUUGUCACCAUGGACAGGGAUGUAGGUGUCACAGAACUCUGCGUCUGGAUUUUGGGCCACAUUUCCCACUUGCCUUUGCACACAGAUGCUUUGGACUUCAACUCUCAUCAGCCCCAGCCAUAAAGGAGUUGUAGUCCAAAGCAUUUGCGGGGCAAAGGGGUGGGAAAGGGCUGGCAGAGAAAGUGUUCCCAGUGUCGUUCUUCUUCAUAUCUGCAUGCCCAGUGUUUGAAUAUAAUAACCUUCCUGGAAGGGCAAGUUCUUCUGGUAAGGUAGCCUGCCUGAAGAAGCAGAGUUUGGUGGCACCGUUCAAGGACAAAACAUUGCCAUGUACCUUCAUUAGAAGACAUCUGAAGGCAGCCCUGUUUAGGGAAGUUUUUAAUGUUUGAAAUUUCAUUCUGUUUAAUGUUCUGUUGGGAGCCACCCAGAGUGGCUGGGCUAUAAAUAAAUUAUUAAUUAUUAUUAUUAUUAUUAUUAUUAUUAUUAUUAUUUACUGUGACACGCUUAUUGCCAUGGAGGGUACACUAUCUGGAGCCUCUGCACCAAGGCCCAAAAUGAGUCGGGCCCUUGGCUAAGGGCUUGUGGGGUGAGCUGCAGCUGACCUACAGAAGUUAUCACACACGGCCAUUUCCUUGCCUCCUUGUAAGCUCAGCACCUGAGCCAAUGUGUUGUAAUGAGGGAUGUGGGUGGUGCUGUGGUCUGAACCACUGAGCCUCUUGGGCUUGCUGAUCAGAAGGUCGGCAGUUCGAAUCCCUGCGACGGGGUGAGCUUCCGUUGCUCUGUCCCAGCUCCUGCCUACCUAGCAGUUCGAAAGCACACCAGUGCAAGUAGAUAAAUAGGUACUGCUGCAGCGGGAAGGUAAAUGGCAUUUCCAUGUGCUCUGAUUUCCGUCACGGUGUCCCGUUGUGCCAGAAGCGGUUUCGUCAUGCUGGCUAUAUGACCCAGAAAGCUGUCUGUGGACAAAUGCCGGAUCUCUCGGCCUGAAAGUGAGAUGAGCACCGCAACCCCAUAGCUGCCUUUGACUGGACUUAACCAUCCAGGAGUCCUUUACCUUUUACCUUUUUAGCUUAAUGAUCAGAGCAUUGGACUAGGUAAAGGUAAAGGGACCCCUGACCAUUAGGUCCAGUCGUGGCCGACUCUGGGGUUGCGGCGCUCAUCUCACUUUAUUGGCCGAGGGAGCCGGCGUACAGCUUCCAGGUCAUGUGGCCAGCAUGACUAAGCCGCUUCUGGCGAACCAGAGCAGCGCAUGGAAACGCCGUUUACCUUCCCGCCGGAGCGGUACCUAUUUAUCUACUUGCACUGCCAUGCUUUCGAACUGCUAGGUUGACAGGAGCAGGGACCGAGCAACGGGAGCUCACCUCGUUGUGGAGAUUCGAACUGCUGACCUUCUGAUCGGCAAGCCCUAGGCGCUGUGGUUUAACCCACAGUGCCACCCACGUCCCACAAUUGAACUAUGAGUCAGUUCAAAUCCCCACUCAGCUGGGGUGACCCUAGGCCAGUCACUGUAUCCUACUGUGUCAUUCUAUUUGUGCAAGAGCUUCUGUUUGCACAGCAGAACUGCUGCUCCCUCUCUCCCUGCGUCUUCUGGGAUCCCCACCCAAGAUUUUCUUUGCCCAGGGCAGGGGGCUGUUGCAGAGAGAGGAGCUCCUGGUUAAGGAGAAAUGGGUUGGUGUCUGGUGGUAUGCACACUUUCUUGAGCUCCUUGGGGAAAACAGAAUGAUAUAGAUAGAUUAAAUAAACAAAUUAGGGUCCCAGCUGCACCAUGAGAACCUGGCAGCCAACAGAACCGGAAUGUGUACCUAGUGGGUGGUAAUAGUUUUCCUAGGCUGCUGUAGCAAACACAGGGUUGGUUGAAUUUUAACAGAGGCAAGACUGAAAGGGAAACCAGCAGGUGUAACCAGGGACAAGGAAAUGUCACGAGAGGGACGCAAAGGUUGUAAAACGGAAACUGGGAGAAACUGCUUUCCUGACAGGGAUGUGGAAAGAAUGUUCAGUUCCCCAUCUUCAGGGCCUGAAAGAAAACCCUUCCCUAAGGCCAUUGAUGUGGGUGGGUCAGUCCCUCUUGAGAAAAUUGCACUUUGGGAAAUGCAGGUGGCCAGAAGCACUCUUAUUCCUGACUGUUAGCCCUGUGUCACCGUUGAGAACUGUCCUUUGUCUCUGUCUCCUUCUCAGAGAGACCUUCCUGCAAGAAGCUGGACGUCACCUGGCCGCCUCCGAGCCCUCCGGAGACCUCUCAGGUGAAUGGCCUCCAUCAGGUAACAAGCGCAGGGGAGCAGUGCCCUUAUCACACAGCUAUGACUGGCGGCCUGUAGCUGUCCUCAGGAGCAGCACCGGCUGCCUCUGUGGGCCAACAAGACGCCUGUGGUAGAGAGCUGCCAUUUUACAGGGAAGGAGUUGGAGUAAAAAUAUCCUGCGACGCGCAACUCUAAAUCUCACUUGAAGCGUAAGCAUGAAAAGCAACUACCAAAUAGGCCUCAAGGUGUUGUUAUUUAGUCGUUUAGUCGUGUCCGAUUCUUCGUGACCCCAUGGACCAGUGCAUGCCAGGCACUCCUGUCUUCCACUGCCUCCCGCAGUUUGGUCAAACUCAUGUUAGUAGCUUCGAGAACACUGUCCAACCAUCUCGUCCUCUGUCAUCCCCUUCUCCUUGUGCCCUCCAUCUUUCCCAACAUCAGGGUCUUUUCCAGGGAGUCUUCUCUUCGCAUGAGGUGGCCAAAGUAUUGGAGCCUCAGCUUCACGAUCUGUCCUUCCAGUGAGCACUCAGGGCUGAUUUCCUUCAGAAUGGAUAGGUUUGAUCUUCUUGCAGUCCAUGGGACUCUCAAGAGUCUCCUCCAACACCAUAAUUCAAAAGCAUCAAUUCUUUGGCGAUCAGCCUUCUUUAUGGUCCAGCUCUCACUUCCAUACAUCACUACUGGGAUGCCUCAAGGUACCAGCGGGCAGAUAUUGGUCUGAUAUUAGUUCACAUCAUGAUUGCAAACAUGCAAUCCAUGUUCAAAUGGACGGCCUUAUUAUAACAACGGCCACACGACUGCUGACCUGUCUGGAUCCACACUUGCUCUCCAACCUGUGAAUGAAACCCAGCCAUCCAGCAGACAGAUUUUUUAAAAAUAAUUUUUAUUAAUUUUCCAUUUAAACAUAUAUAAUCACAUCGUUAUUAUCCACUUUACUUCUUUGGCUCUUUAGAGCCUGUCAGCUUCCUUCCCUCCCGCGUCUUGGCUUUCAAAACUAAGCUUUUUUGCACAGCAUUUUAUAUAUUUUCCAGUUCUAAUAUACCGUAUUUUUCCAUGUAUAAGACUAGGUUUUUUUCCUAAAAAAUAAUGUCAAAAACUAGGAGGCGUCUUAUACACGGGGCCAUCUCCCCCCAUUUUCUUAAAUAUGAGUCCCCAAAAAUAGGGGGUGUCUUAUACAUGGGGGUGUCUUGUAGACGGAAAAAUACGGUAACUCAUUACGAAAUAUCUAACAAUUUAAAUAAAUAUAGAAAGGUAAGAAAUUUCUCAUUACAAGACUUCAAAUAACCCUACUAGUGUUGUUAACUGCUUACAAUGAACUUUCAAAUAUUGCAUAAAUUUACUCCAGUUCUUUUGGAACACUUGAUCGCACUGGUUUCAGAUUUUUCCCAUCAGCUUCGCCAGUUCUGCAAAGUCCUUCAUUUUCAUCUGCCACUCUUCUUUCGUUGGUACUUCUUGUUGUUUCCAUUUUUGGGCUAAAAGGGUUCUUGCCGCUGUUUUUCCAUACAUGAACAGUCUUUUGUCUUUUUUCUUUUUUUGUAUCACCUACCAUACCGAGUAAAAAGGCUUCUGGUUUUUUAACAAAAGUGUUUUUAAACAUUUUCUUUAACUCAUUAUAUAUCAUUUCCCAGAAGGUCCUUACCUCUCUACAAGUCCACCACAUAUGGUAGAAGAUACCUUCCUUUUCUUUGCAUUUCCAACACUCGUUAGAUCUUGUCUUAUACAUUUUUGCAAGUUUUGAUGGUGUUAAAUAUGGUCUGUACAUCAUUUUCAUCACAUUUUCUUUAAGUGUACUGCAUGCAGUAAAAUUAAUACCUUCAUUCCACGGCCUUUCCCACAAUUCUAACUGAAUAUUAUAUCCAAAAUCUUUAGCCCAUUGUAUCAUCACCCCUUUAACCUCUUCAUCUUUAGUAUGCCACUCCAAAAGUAAUUUGUACAUUUUCGAUAAUAUUUUCCUCUUAUCAUCCAAUAAAUCUAUCUCCAGCCUAGAUCUUACUAUAUCAAAACCAUUUUUCCUUUUAUCUUCCUUAAACACUUUAAUGCAACCAAUCUGUCAAUAAUUCUUUUAUUUCUUCAAAUGUUUUUAAUUUUAACUGACUUCCUACCUCUGUCAACAAAUCUGUAUACGUGGCCCACUCUCCUUUCAUAUUUAACUUGUUUACUGCUAUUGCUUCAAUUGGAGAGAGCCACCAAGGAGUUUUACGUUCCAAUAAGUUUUUAUAUCUGUUCCACACCUCAUAAAUUGAUUUUCUUAUUGGGUGAUUCAGGAAUCCUUUAUACACUUUUACUUUAUCAUACCAUAAAUAUGCGUGCCAUUCAUAUUGGACUCUCUAGAGUUUUAGACCAAAGCCUCAGUCAGCCCUGGGGUGGAGGAGCUGAACUUUCAGUAUGCAAACCAUGUGCUGUUAUCUCUGAGUGGCAAACACACACAUACACACCACUUGCCCUUUUUUUUUUGUCUCCCUUGCUGUUAACAUUUCAACGGCAAAUUCCUUCAAAGAGACACUUGUUGUUUUGCUUAUGCUGCUCUGCAAAGCAGGUGCUCAUCGACAAAACUAUAUACGUUAUUUUUACAUAACAGCAAGAGCUAGAAUCCUAUUCAUUCAUUAUUUGCCGCUAGUAACUUGUGGUUAGCGACUGCUGUAACUCAGACUGCAAUCUUAUACACACUCUUCAGGCUGCAUAAUACAUUAAGGGCUUAAAAUGCAUCUAGGUCGUUCUUUUUCUCAAUUGGGAUUGAAGCUGGUUUUGCAGAAAGCACAUCAAAAUGCAGUGUUUCUUAAGCAACAACAGGAUAGACUCAGGGCAGGUAUGGAUUGUGACUUACAUGGUGUGUUCGCUGCUUCUCAAGCCCUGGACGCAGAGCAAAUGGAAUUGCGAAUAAAUUCCACUGAACUAAGAGCCAAGCUAGACAAUAAGUUAGCUAUGGCUGUGUACACACUUUUCUGUUUAUUCUGCAUCAAGUGCACUCUUACUGCUCGUUUGAGUAUCUGUGUACACACAACAUUAGCUACAAGCUAUAUCUAUCCUGCUGUUUGUUACGAAAUACUGCAUUUUGAUGUGUGUGUGUCUCCCACCACCCACAAACCAGCUUCAAUCCAAAUUGAGAAAAAGAAUGACCCUGCUGUGUUUUAAAUCGGUAAUGUGCACACCGUCUACAUGCAUGAGCAUAGGCAGGGGGGGCAGCUGCCCCCCUAAAUCAAGUAAAUAAAUAAAAAUACUUAACUAACUGACCAAUUGUGUCACAGAUAACUCUGUUCUGCCCCCGCCCCCAAUAAAUCCUGGCUAUGCUCAUGCCAACAUGCAUGGUCGAAGCCAGGAUUUUUGUUAAGGGGGCAGGUCUUUUGUGGGGGGGCAGAACAUGUAUUUUUAUUGAUUUUGGGAGGGCAACUGCCCCUCCCUGCCCCCCUGGCUACGCCCAUGCCUCCGUGUCUGGGCUUCUGCUUUAGUUCAUCCAAUUUGGAUAAAGGAGCCUGAUCUGGAUGCAGAUCCUAGUGUGAUGAGAGGAAAGGGGACUUUAUCCCUUCCCCACCCCUGUUGUGUCCGCAGUUUGUUUAAGAAAAGAGCUCUCAUUGAAGCAAUCAAGAGUCCCUCUGCCCAGCAUCAUCUGGGCAUGAGAAGUGGGAUCCAGAUCAGGAUCAAGAUUAUAGCACAGGGCUAAAGGGCUAAACCCUCGGCACCUCCAUCUUAUGAUUAGGAAUUGGUAGGGAGAAACCCUGCACUUAGAGGCACAGGUAUGUACAUAAGUGCAGGGGUCCCCAACCUUUUGGAGCCUGGGGGCACAUUUGGAAACCUCUGAAACGGUCAUGAGCCCCACAAAACAUCCAUUUUGCAGAAGACAAAUAGCAAGAUUCAGGAACAACCCCCCCCCCGAAACAUACAACAGGCAAAGCAUUUACAUGCCCACCCCCUCCAAAAAACCCCAAGCAGUGCAGACAACAAACAAAACUCUCCAAAGCUCCCAAAAUGCUUUUUUUUUAAUAAAAGAAGAAGAAGUAGUAGUAAACCUUUGGAGGGAUCCAGGGCCUUGGCAGAUGCCAAGCUGAUACAUUGGGCUUAUCCACACUUACUAUUUGCCCCUUUUGCCCAGGCACAGGUCCACACUUCAAAGCUCUGUGUCCGAGUGUUUUCUUCUUACCCCGAAGCUUUUCUGUGAGAACCUGCUCUUUAGUGCUCAGUCGGAGCAAGCAUCAGUUCUGGUUUUCUACAGAUUGCUGUUUGCUCCGAUUGAGCUUUAAAGAGCAGGUUUUCACGGGGAAAGCUCCACGGCAAAGAAAAGGGCGCUUGGACAUGGCGUUUUAAAGCGUGGACCGUGCCUGGAAAGAGCAGAGGAAAGGCAAAUGUGGAUAAGUCCAUUGUCUUGUUUGGCCCUAAUCGGAGCUCACGUCUGAGCAGGAAAUGUGUGUAUCUGCUUGCAAAGGUCAGACUCUCAAAUUAGUUUCUGAAUGUGGAAGGCACAAUACUUGACAGAGCAAUAGUUUGAUAGGCAUUCAUCAAAAGGUAGCGCAAUUAACUGGGACCAGGCAGAUGUUCUAAAGAGGGAAAACAAUACAAGCUCCCCCCCCGGCACUGUUUUCAGAAGGCUAAGGGGGGCAUGAUUUGGUUAAAAAUGGGGGAGGGGUAUGGGUUUUAUUAAGGACUCCCUACCAUUCCAUGAACAAUUCAAGCAUUAUUUCAGUGCACAGGGAAGCAGGGGUGUGUGUGUGUGUGAGGAUCCCAGCAGUGCUUGACUCUCUCUAAUUAACAUGUCCACAAUUCCGCUUGCCCCAUGCCAAGAAAGCUUUCCCUGCCGCUUUCCCUGGGAAAACCCACUCUUUAAUGCUAAAUCGGAACAAACAGCAAUCUGCAGAAAACUCAGUUGCCAUUUGUUCCAAUUCACCAUUGGACUAUGGGUUUUCCUGGUGGGAAGCGAGGAGGCAAAGGGCAGUGUGGAUGAGACCCCAAGAACUGCAAAAGAGCAACUCCUUCCUGUUUCAAUUAGGCUUGCAGAGGAAAGCUGGGAGGGGAGCGGUUGUGCUCCAUUGGCCAGGUCCCCUCAAUUUGUUUUGUGCUUUAAUGGCACGCACACACAAAUAUCCAGUGGAAACAAGCCUUGGUUAUCUUUCCUUUGCCUAUCUCGCUUUCAUAAAACACACACAUGACAAGCACACACUUCAAUGGGCUCAUUGUAAUGCAUUAAAAUUUUGUUUCCUUUGCUGCUGAUAAAUAGGGGUUGGCAAGCCCACUGAGCAUAGCAGCGCUGAGCCUGCCGUUCCUCAUUUCACAUGGCUGCAAAAUGCUGGCAGGACAGGAGGCAGGAAAACUUUGUAUCGUUCGCCUGCUCCUUGAUAUGGUAAAAGCCAGGCUGUUUUGUUUCUGAAAGCUAAAGGUCCCAUCUUGAAAAGGGCAUUAGGGGGCCUUCUGCACAGUGCCUGCCAGCGAGACCCCUUCCACACCCACAGGAUGGGGCAUAAAAAUCACCUCUCAGGUGCUGAACUCCUCCUGUGACACCUGAAGUGGCCCCCCGAUCCCCAGCUCAGCACUCCACCUGCUUUGCCUGCAGAAAGAAUCUGCCAAGCUUUCCAGCAGGGGAGAGAAAGGGGUCCUUGGAGCAGCUUCCAGGAAGAGAGCAGCAUUGGUGCCCCAUCCAGCCCAAAGGAGGUGCAUUCCUCCUAUCUAGAUAACCUUGCCUGCUUCUCAGAUUUUUUUUAGGGGGGGGCACCAAUACAGCAGAGACGCCUAGGACUUGCCGAUCAGAAGGUCGGCGGUUCGAAUCCCCGCGACGGGGUGAGCUCCCGUUGCUCGGUCCCUGCUCCUGCCAACCUAGCAGUUCAAAAGCACGUCAAAGUGCAAGUAGAUAAAUAGGCACCACUCCGGCAGGAAGGUAAACGGCAUUUCCAUGCGCUGCUCUGGUUCACCAGAAGUGGCUUAGUCCUGCUGGCCACAUGACCCGGAAGCUGUACACCGGCUCCCUCGGCCAAUAAAGCGAGAUGAGCGCUGCAACCCCAGAGUCGGUCACGACUCUGGACCCAAUGGUCAGGGGUCCCUUUACCUUUACCUUACCAAUACAGCUCCUUGCCAUGGGUGCCAGGGAUCCUAGUUAUGCCUCUGCACAUUCACCCCUUUUUCCUGGCCUGGAUCCCUUUUGCUUAGCUGUAAGGAGAAGUCCCCCGUCCCAAGGAGGUGUAUCUGCAAUAGGAGCCCUAGGGUGCUGGGACCUCACUGGAAGCCUGAUAGUGCUGCUCCCCAGGAUAACAGAAAAUUUACCUUUCUACAAAGUUAGCGCUCCACCACACUUCCCCUUGGCCUGUGCCUAAAAAGCACAGGUCUGAGUAGUUUUUUUACUUUCUAGGCACAGGUCUGAGCGGUUUCCCCUUUGCCCGGCUCCUUUCCCAGGGAAAGUUUGCUCUUUAGCUUUAAACUGGAACAAAUGGCAAUUCAUGGAAAACCCACUUGCCGAUUGAGCACUAAAGAGGAACAAGAGGUAGCAUGGGCAAGCCUUUAGUGAAAGUGGGUGCAGCUUCAGUUUUCCACCUCUGACACCAAAAAGUACUCUUUGUGUUUCAAAGACCCAAAGCAAGAAUGCAGACUCAGGAUCUCUUGAUAGUAAAGCCAGAGAAGAAGCCGCUUUGUACUGAGUCAGGCCAUUGGUCCAUCUCGCUCAGUAUCCCAGGCAGGGAUUGAACCAGGAACCUUCUUUGUGCAAGGCAGAACCUCUACCAAUGGGCUCUGGCCCUUCACACUAAUCAUGUGGGUUAAGGGAUUCUGAGCAAACCCAAGUUAUUAGAAGUAACUUGCAGGAGCAGAUCAGAGCCUCCCUAAUCCUGGGGUGGGGGGGUAUAGUUUUUGUUUGUUGCUAUGGGCUUAUCCACACCUCCAUUUGCCCCAUUGCAAAUCAGAACAAACAGCAAUUGGGUUUUCUGCGGAUUGCUGUUUGUUCCGAUUUAGCGCUAAAGAGUGGGUUUCUCAGAGGAAAGCCAGGGGGGAGAUAAAACUGCUUUGACCCAUGCCCAGAAAGCACGGGACAAGCCAAAAUGUAGACGAGCUCUCUGUUACGUGUUUUUGUGUUUUUAUAUUGCAAACUGGCCUGUGAUCCUCAGAUGAAAGGCGGUAUAGAAAUUUAAAUAAAGAAAUAAAUAGUCCAGUGUUCUUUGCAAGAACCCCAACAGUCAGCAGGAAUCAGGUUCAUCAGAAACGAGGUAGGUUCCAUGCUCUAUCUUUUGCCUACAGCUGCUGUUAAUAUACACUUGAACUUAGCCAAAAGGCUGAGAAGCUGUAAUAUCAAGGCAGGCACUGAACAGGACUUGGAUUGCCAGUUCGCAUUUAUCUCUACCUCUUCCCAUAGCAACCCCUACCUUGGGCAGUUCGUUUGAGAGCAAACAUAUCUGAAUUCAAUAUAUUUACCAACAAUGUGCGAAAACUCCAUUAUAUGAUUCGGCAUGUCUUUCAUCUCAUGAGAAAGCAUUACGGCUUUCACUCCAAUUUUAAUAAACAAGAUGCCUGAUACCAUUUGGAUUUUCAGCAUCAGGCACUGAAAUGUUUUAGACAUCAAUCAGACUGCAAUCCUAAACUCAAGUCGUAGGGAGUAAACACUACUUACUUCAAAGGGAGCAUGCGUAGGAUUGCAGCAUGCAUGCUUUCGAAUUCGUCCUAGCACAAACCACAACGUAUUGUUACAUCUUAAAAUUUAGCUCGCUAGUUGUGAUUUGUGAGUGCUUUUUCUUUCCUUUUUAAAGGGACAGCCACCUCCACCAAAAGCAUGAAAAAGUUUUAAAUUUCAGCAGAAGAAUGGGGUGGGUGAAUUAAGAAUUGUUUUAGGUGUGGGGCUCUGCUCCCUAAGUCCUUGAGUGUAAUAACUGGGCUCCGUGGAACUGCCCACAGGGCAUGGGGCAGAACAAUUUUCCUACUGAAGCAAUAAGUGUUUCUUUGCAGAGAAAUUGGGUCUUCAGUCUUUUCUGUUCAGAAACAGCCGCACCCACCCAGAGCCUCAAGUCCUUUAUCACUAAGCAGAGAAAGCUCUCUGCCCCAGCCUUCACCCUGCAUGUUUCCUCACUUUCUGUGGACUCUCGCUCACUUUCCCCACUUUCUCUCUCCCCUCAUUUAACCCCACAGCCGGAGAGAAGCCCUCGAAUCCUCCGCCGACAGAGGAGUGCCUUAAUCCAGCGCUGGGAGUCAGGAGCUGUUGGCAACCAGGACAGUGAAGAUUAGGGGGCUGCCUCUGCAAGAAAAUCCACUGGGUCUCGUCUCCAGUGCAAAAGACACAAGGGCCCCCCUGUGCCUCCCCCAAACUUGCACAAAACAUAACUCACGGUGCACAUGUCGAGUGCACCUCUGGAGCCGACCGUGUAUUCUUUCCACUCCGCCUUUCGAUUUGACCAAAAAAAAAGUCCAAAAGCACGUCUGCACAACCAGUCUGAUCACAAGGCAGAAAUAGCAUUUAUAACCGGCUGCCUUCUUCCAAAUUUUAUCCUGGAACAAAGAGGAGAAAGAUUUAAGGGAUGGGCUCCAAAGCAUUACAGUUCAUUUUAGUUCCUUUUUUUAUGUAGGUAACACCUGCUUGGACACUGAUUUCUCAACCCAAGGGCUUUCCAAACACAGGUUUCCCCUACAUUUGGUCUACAUUUGGCCACCCCACACCGAAGUGUACGGGUGGAUCCAUGCGCAGGAGCAGCUACACUUAAGUGAAUGUGUAGGAGCUGUCCCAUGCCAGCAGCAUCUUUUCCUGUUGUGGUCCAGUUGUUUAUGGGGAAGCGCCAUAGCUCCAUAGUAGCAGAGCACCUGGCUUGCAAGGAGAAAGUCCUAGGUUUAAUCCCAGGUAGGGCUGGGAGAGGCUCCUGCCUGGAGCCCUGGGGAGGUGCUGCCAGUCAGUGUAGACAAUUCUGAGCUAGAUGGAACACAGGUCUGACUCGGUGAGGCAGAUUCCUACAUUCCUAUGUUUAACUGGCUGCAGAGGGCCAAUAAUCUGGGCAGACUUGUGCCUUUGGGCAUCUCAGGUGACUUGCGACUGUUCCCCCAAGACUUCUUUCAUCCUCAGAUUUGACCAAGUCACAUGUGGGUUUUGUCCCUGGGUAUUCAAACUUGUGUACAAACAAGUAUUGUAGGAACAAGCCCACAGGCAGUUGAUACUGCUACUACUGGGGAUGAAAGAUGGCAAUUUUUUUACUCUGGGGUAGUAUGCUUUGCCACUGACUCUCUUUUUCAUUCAGCAAAAUAAGAAUCAGACAAGAAUCUUUCAAUGAAAAGAGCUCCUUGAUUUUGUCUACGCCAGCAAGAAUUAAAAGUAAAUCGAACGGGAGUGACUCCAGAUUGUUGCCUUUUGUAAAUGCUACAAGAACAUUGACCUUCAACAAAUGGAGAGAAAGAGUCUCUUAGCACCUUUGAGGGGAAGCCCUGCCUCAGUUCCCCUCAGUGAUGGGGGGCGGGGAGAACCAAUGGGGGAAAGCUGGUUGCAAGCAGGGUAGUAAAAGCCACCGUGGGAAUUUCUCAGAGAAAAGCAGGGAAAUUGCUAGAAAGAUAUCACAAGGAGAAAGUCUGAAAAGCGAUGAACAACAAAGCGCAAAGAGCCUUUUGUAAGCAGAAAAUUCAACCAUGCAUUAGUAUCAGAUACUUUUGCUUGUUACUACCAGAUAAUUUAUAACUGACCCUUCUGUUUCGGGGUGGGGGUGGAUACUGUUAAUGGCUUGUCCGUAUAAUGAAAGGCACAGAGUGGUAUUAAAUAACCUUGUUGAUAAUUCUGACUCAUCUACUGCAGUGCCAUAGCAGACCUGUGCCAGGAUCAAACUACAUGUUACCUUAAGCCCGCUUUUUAAAAAGCGUGCCCACCCAACCCAAAACAGCAGCUGCAUGAUUCCAACUGCAGCGAGAGGGGGUUAAUCCCUUCACCCCCAAAGCUGUUUUACCACCACAAAUGCCUCUCAGCUGCUCAUUCCCUCCCAAGGAUCUGUUUCCAGUGGGGAAAUGGUAGGGGGAGGGAAGUAUUGCCCCUCCACAGUUUCCAAUUCAUUUUUAACAAAAAUGUUAACUGGGCAUUGUUAAGCAUGUUUUGUUUUUGUUUUAAAGUGUUUAACUUCUUGCAAUUAAAACAGCUGCCUAGCCUUAGGCUUGCAAGGUGCACUGUGACAUAAUAAGAACUGCCACAGGUCUUAUAAUAUGAUGAUGGGCUGUUGCUCAGCUGUUCUGACAUCUGGCAGUCAGAGCCUUGGGUGAGACUGCUGACUGCCAUGGGAAAGCAGGCUAGAUUUGAACUGUCUUGGCUACUUGGGGUCUAAAUGAAAGGGGUUGAGCCGUCUUCAUGCCAUGGCCUUUUUGGAAAGACACUUCACAGAUACAAAUUAUCUGAAGGACCUUGGAGCCAUUCACCAGAAACAAACAUUACUUGUUGCUUAGAUAGCAGAAUAUUGCAAAAUCUCGAAGAAUAGCCGCCUCCAAUUCUCUUCAGACUUCAAGCCAUCUGACAACGAUUUCCUGUCCUUGAGAGAAGAACAGGGUGCCUGCUUUUGUUUCACCCCACAGAGGAAAUACAUCAAGCCCCCACCAAGAAGCAAAUUUGCAUAAAAGUUGCAUGUGGUGAUUUAUAGGUGUAUGGAUAAUUGCUACAAUAUGACCAGAAUGCAAUGCAUCUCACCAUAGUGAUCAAGAUGCUUAACUAGCUGUAAUUUAGAGGGACCAAUUUGCAACCAGAUUCCUUUCUGUAAGCAAUGGAAUUUCAGUGCGUUUGGGUGGCAUUUAGUGCGCUGUAAAAUAUAAAUGCGGGGUAGGCUGUCAGGCUUGGCUGUCUUAAUUAAUGUGGGCAUUUUAUGCACCAUAAAUUAAAAUAUAAGAACAGGAGAGGAGCUGGAGCCAGAUGCCUAGGCUGUUUCGCCCUGGCUGCCUCAACCACUUCAUUCUCCUCUGCCUUCUGUUUUGUGGCAACAGAAGGAAAAAUACGUCAACAUGAGUAGCUUAGGAAGGGAGAAGAGGCUUCUUGUUUCACUAGUCUGGAGUGGGGUGCAACGCGAAGGCUCAGGUUGCCUCUGUUAUUUUCCUGGUCUGACCAGUCAAACCACAUUCUGGUAGGUAUCAAAAGGAGUUAUGCCUUUCAGACCUGGCUUAGCAGAAAGUGCUACCCCAGGAUACCCACAACCCACGCAAUUCUUCCACGGUGCUCCCCAUCUCUUUUUUUUUUAAUGAUAUUUAUUAAAAGUUUAACAAUUACAGAAAAAAAGAGAGAUUAAAAAGUUACAAUACAAUACAUC